This is a messenger RNA of Anoplopoma fimbria (sablefish), 1985 nucleotides long. RefSeq names its product cerebellar degeneration-related protein 2-like. The transcript has 6 exons. Lineage: Eukaryota; Metazoa; Chordata; Actinopteri; Perciformes; Anoplopomatidae. The coding region runs from base 167 to 1522 and encodes 451 amino acids. The record is from RefSeq and is a predicted model, not a curated record.
CGUCUCCAGUGCGUAAACUGGGAUCUGUCGGUGCGUCUGCAGAGGAGCUCACAGGUGCCGGUUGCAGGCGUGCAGGAGCCGUCCAUCACCGUGCAAUGAUCAAUGAACGGAUGCAUCCUCAAACAGCACAUAUUUCAUAUUUAAUAAUCAAUAUUUAACCGUGAAGAUGUUGACGGACAUGGUGGUGGAGCAAGAAUUCGAGAUGAAAGAAGAGGAACCCUGGUACGACAAGCAAGACCUUGAACAUGACCUGCAGCUGGCAGCCGAGCUCGGGAAGUCUCUCCUGGAGCGAAACAGGGAGCUGGAGCAAGGUCUGCAGCAGAUGUACUCCACCAACCAGGAGCAGCUGCAGGAGAUCGAGUACCUGACGAAGCAGGUGGACCUCCUCAGGCAGGUCAACGACCAGCACGCUAAAGUGUACGAGCAGCUGGACGUGUCGGCCCGAGAGCUGGAGCACAGCAACCACAGGCUGGUUCUGGACAGCAGGACGGCGCAGCAGAAGAUCCAGGGGCUGACGGAGACGGUGGAGCUGCUGCAGACGCAGGUGGAGGAGCUGCAGCAUCAGGUGGAGGAGCUGAAGCUGAGUCCGUCUCCUACUCCGAAGCCUCCGCACAGAGAGACGUGGCCUCCGCGCAGCACUCAGAGCGUGUCCUGCCUGAAAGAGCUGCAAAACACUCUCAGGUACGAAUACGACGAACCCUCAGACGGCCUGGAGUCCUCCGACAUGUCGUGGCACGAGGAGGAGCAGGCGUCGCUACGACAAUCCCUCCGCAGCCUCCAGACCCAGUUCGCCAGCGAGCGAGCUCGGCGGGAGGAGUCGGAGCGAGAGGCCGAGCUGCUCGCCCGUGAAAACGCAGCGCUGGAGCAGCAGCUGGUGGGGAUGGAGGGCUGUCGGGCCCGAGUGUCUGAGCUGGAGCGUGAGUCCGAGGAGCUUCGCCAGCUCUGGAAAUCCGAUUCCUCCACCAGCUCCACCCGGCCGGACGUCGUCCACAGCCUGCUGCCCAACGCCAUGUUCCUCCCGCCGGAGGAGGAGAACGAUGGAGGCCCAGCACCUGCAUCCAAAAGCCCCUGGGUCCUGAAGCGCUGGGACAGUGAGCGGCUGAUGAGGGCGACCCUGACGCCCGACUCCCCCGACAGGGUCUACGACCACGAGUGCUCCUGCGUGCGCCGUGCAGAGGUGGUGAAGUAUCGCGGGAUCUCGCUGCUCAACGAGGUGGACGCUCAGUACAGUGCUCUGCAGGUGGAGUACGAGGAGCUGCUGAGGAGGUGCCACCUUGGGCAGCAGCAGCAGCAGCAGCAGCAGCAGGAAGAGGAGCUGACCCAUAAGUCAGUCCACGCUGCAUCUCUCGCCGCCACUUGUCCUGCUUUGAAGGACAUGGAGGACCGUGAGGAGGACUUUCACCAGCCGGAGUACAAGGAACUCUUCAGGGAGAUUUUCUCCCGCAUUCAGAAAACCAAAGAGGACCUGAUUGAAAACCGAGUGGGACCCUCCGCUGGUGAAGUGCUGCCUAUUGUGCAUUAGAAUAAAAAAAAAGACCUGCUGCAAGAUGAAUUAUUGUCUUCCAGCUAAAGAGCGACUCUUUAGAAAGACUCUUCCAGCAGCUCAUGAAGCGCGCUAACUUUACUUUGGUAUUAUUCGAUGCAGAGGGGUUCAGAGAGGAGAGUGGUGCAGGAACCAGAAGAACAAACACCAGCAGCUCAUGUCUCAGAUGUGGCUCUCUAUGCACAGAAACACCAGUGCCUCACGCUGCCGCCUCUACUGUGCACUCGCUCUACCUCACUCUGCACAGCCCUGUUAACAAACAAGCUCCUGAGAACAUCCUCUCUGGGUCUUCCUCUCAGUAGCCGUGUCGGUAACAGUUUAUUCUACCGGUCCCAAAGUUUCCUAGAAAGACCUAAAUUCAUAAAAAGCUUCUUGGAAAAGAUGUAAGUUGGUGCUAAUUGUAGAGAAAAUGGAGACAGUGUUCAAUUUAAAACAAUAUAAC